AUGUUGCAAAGUUAUGUGGAAUGUGUUAUGCAUUUUCACGAGUUCGGAGUACUUAGCGAAGUGGAGCUUAAGCAUCGUUUGAAAUUAUACUCGAAAGUGUGUGCUAAGAUGGAAACGUUCGCGGUACUCCUUCUACUAACGAUGACGCUCACGAUCGAGGGCAAUCCGGUGAUGACGCGCCAGGGCCUGGUGCGAAAGAAGGAUCGGGAACAGAUCUGCUCGAACCUACUCAACUUCAACAAGCUGUUCUACGCGUUGGAGGGCCAGAAGAACGUGAGCGGUGUUCCGGCGGACAUGAGCGUACAUUGGAAGACCGGCAACGUCUACUUCACGCUGAUCAGCGAGGAGAUGAAAAUGACCUUACAAGUGCUGCGCCCCAGCGGCGAGGUGGACACGAUAAAGGUCGCCGGCCUCGGCCAGUCAACGUGCGUGGACAACGUGAACGACGUCGUUUACCUGGCCACCGACAACGGAGUGUACAAAUAUAAGGAGGACGGCUCCAUUGAGCUAUACACGGCUUUGGGGGAGGACGUUAUGUACGCGGCGGUGAGCAGCGACGGGGCGGUCAUGUACGUGGCGACCUGGCCGCAGAACCGCGUCCACAAGAUAACGAACGAGGGCCAGAGACAGGAGACCUUCCCGUCCAUACCGAACGGACACGGCCUGACGGUGGACACCAGGAACAACAUCUAUUUCGUCGCGACGAAGACCACUUACAUCCUAAAAUACGGGUACAGCAUCCCGAUCAAGAUCAAGGGGCUGCCCAACGACAAGAUGACGGGCGUUUUCGUCAGCCGCUCGGAUGAGGUGUACGCGAUGGACGAGAACAGCAAUAUUUACGUGAUAGACGCUGACAACGCGAUCGCGACACACCUGGGCUCUUUCAGCGUGAGCGGGGUGAAUGCAUUCGCGAUGGACUCCGCCGACAACGUUCUGAUCGGCGUUAAAGGCGCCCUGCUGAAGUUCAACGCGUUCGAGAAGAAUCCCUGCGUGCAGUUAGAGAAAAAGAAUCAAAAAGGAAAACGCCACAGCAGACGACGCAAGCACAAAAGGCGAACCACAACCACAACGGAGUUUGCCGAGGAAGAAGAAGAA
Molecule: messenger RNA, 1095 nt
Organism: Iphiclides podalirius (scarce swallowtail)
Lineage: Eukaryota; Metazoa; Arthropoda; Insecta; Lepidoptera; Papilionidae
Source: the annotation of a GenBank genome assembly